Darwinula stevensoni is the source of this 1025-nucleotide messenger RNA. Lineage: Eukaryota; Metazoa; Arthropoda; Ostracoda; Podocopida; Darwinulidae. The record is from the annotation of a GenBank genome assembly.
AUGCUUUUAAAAAAGGAGCCUUAUGUGAAUGUGCUUCGAGACCUCGACGAGCGCAGGGGGUAUGUCGGGUCUCGUUACAUGGGGAACUUCGGAAUCAGGGUCGGGGAGGCGAGAUACCGAUACGAUUACGAUCCCAGCAUCAACCCCAGCGUGACGAAUGCUUUUGCCGCAGCCGCUUUCCGAUUUGGACAUACCCUCAUCCAGGGACUCGUCCAACUCUUUGGAGGAGGAGUGCAGACGGAAAGAAGGGAACUACGGGACUUCUUCAAUAAUCCAGGUCUCUUGUACGGUCAGAAUGGACUGGAUCGAUUCAUCAAUGCCUUGGUCACACAAUCCGUGCAAGGAUUCGAUAACUUAAUCACUAAAGAGGUGACGGAGCAUCUAUUCGAAGAUCGGCGUCACGGAUUCGGAAUGGACCUGGUGUCGUUGAAUCUGCAAAGGAGUCGUGAUCACGGGGUCCGAGGAUACAACGAAUAUCGAGAGCUCUGUGGUCUCGGCCGGGCCCGCACCUUCAACGACUUCGCUACCCACAUCAAUCCCCAAGUGAUCGGAGCCAUGCAGAAGGUCUACGAGAACGUGGACGACGUGGAUCUCUUCAUUGGUGGCAUCAGCGAGAGACCGGUGGAUGGCGCUUUGCUGGGACCGACUUUCUUGUGUAUCGUUGGCGACAUGUUCCUUCGUCUCCAGAAGGGAGACCGCUUCUUCUACGACCUUGGGAAUCAACCUCAUUCAUUCACCCCUGGUCCCGAUCUCUUGUCUGAGAGAGGAGGAGGGAUCCGGAAGGUGGGAUGCGGGAGUCCGGCGAUUCCCCGGCCACAAUUUGGUCCAUGGAAGGAAGGUUCUGGAGUCACCUUCGGUUGAGGAAUCUACAGUAUUUCACUUUCGUCUAAUUCAUUUUCUUUCCGUUCCUGCUCAUUUGUCAAGAAUUUUGACAUGCACCUUCGCGUACAUUCUGGAAGAAUCUGAAAUUCACUGACUUGCCAUUCUUCAAUAUCAUAAAGGAAGAUACAUUCCCCAUAAAACAA